GGAACGAGAAGGAGCGCGCGCGAAGGAGAAAGACAGCCGGAGAGCGAAGGAUAGAGGGAGCGAAGAAGAAAGAAGAAGAAGAAGAGGAGGAGGCCUCCGCCUCGACAUAUAUGCGGUGAGAACGCGCGCCUCCUGACUCAGUGCUUGACAAGCCAGCAAGCUCUUAGGAUCCACCGGGUUUCACCGGCACGGCACGCUUCGCCAGCAAAGCCAGCUGCCUGCCACUGCCACGCGAGUACACGCAAACAGAGUAGAGCAGUUCGUCUUUUCUCUUACCUUUUGCCUUUUGCCUUUUGUCUUUUGCCUUUCGCCUCUUACCCUUCGCCUUUCGCCUCCCACCAGCCGCCUCCCGCCUCUCGCCUCACGCCACACGCCUCUCUCGCCUCUCGUCUCUCGCCGCACACCUUUCGCCUCUCUCACCUUUCGCCGGUCCUCUCCUUCCUCGAGGCUAGGCGGGAUCGCAGCGAGUAUCCGUCUUCCUUCCGGGACCCGUCCGCGACCUCUGACCUGCCAGCCACCUCCCUCCCACGCUCUUCUUCCCCGUUUCUUCUCUCCGUUUCUCUCCGUUUAUCGCGCUUUCACCGUCCAUCCUUCCCCGUCCGUUUCGCCGGCGUCGAAACCAGCUGAUCGCCGAGGCUGUCCGAUAGAUCGGAGAGAGUCGGGACAGUCGAAACCGUUGAAAUCGUCGAAGCGGUGCGACGCGGUGCUACGCGGUGCUACGCGGUGCGACGCGCAUCGACGCGCAUCGACGCGGUGAUCUUCCGCGGAAACGAGUCGCGGACCGGAAGGACUUCACGGAGGGACAACGACGGAACCAAGGGAUCCCGAGCCAGAUUCUGAAAGGGGAUGGAAGAGGAGACGUGGAUCGGCGGCCUGUGACAGCAGCGGUGCCAUGAUACGUUCGGGAACACGUUUGGGAAGACGCGCGGUGCACCGGUAAACUGAGUGUAUCAGUAGCGCGCGCGUGUCGAGAUUAAAGUUCGCGCUGGAACGGAGGUCACGAGGGUUCACCGGACCGUUUCGUUUCGUUUCGUUUCGUUACGUUUCGAAGGGGUGGGGGAGGAGGAGGAGGUGGGAGAGGUGGAGGAGGAGGAGGAGGACACCGAAGGAGAGUCCCGCGGAGCAAGGGAGACAGAGAGAGAAAGAAAGAGAGAGAGAGAGAGAGAGAGAGAGCGGGAGAGAGGAGAGACGGUCUUGAGAGCCGGCGAGCGACAGAGCAUCGCCCUCAAGUGCAAUGUGAUUUUCAGGAUGUCCUUCUGCCCGGUUUGUCUGUUUGCAUCUAGUGCUUCUAGUGAGUGACUAUGGUAAAUGAUUUUGUACGGUGAGCAGGAUAAACGGAAGCAACGGACAGAAGAGUGGAGCGGAGGCACUCUUGUCUCGAGCAAUCGAACAGUUUCCAUCGUUACCGGGCUCGACUUCUUUCGACGGGAACACGGCGGCUCCGUUGCGUUUCCGCGCGUUCGCCGCAUUCGUCGUCGGGGAAACAACCGGAGGAACGGAACCGACAAGAGCGAGAAGAAGAAGAAGAAGAAGAAGAAGAAGACGAGCGGGAGAGACACCACAGGAGAGCGUAGAUCGCGAUCGUGGAUCGAGUCCGAUAGCCUAAAUCGGGUGAUGCGUCCGCUCCGGCUUCUGAACGCGGUGACGAGCUGCGCGUUCCCGAACGAGGAACCCUAGGACCUCGCGAGUGGGCUCGCGGGAGGCCGAUAUCGCGCGAUAAGUCACGGAAGAAGAACCGCAUCGCGGCCGAGCAGGAGACGGAAGAAGAGUCGAGGCUGGAGGUAGUGGAGAACGAGGAGGGAGACGAGGAGGAGGAAGAAGAAGAGGAAGAAGAAGAGGAAGAGGAACCAGCGUAUCCGCGGCGAAGGACCGCCGGGUAAUCCGCGCGAGAUAAGCGCGGCCGGGCUGGUCUAGGGAGGAUCCAGCGAGGAUCCAGGGAGGAUCCAGCGAUCCAGGAUCCGGGCACGCUGACGGAGCAGGAAUCGGCAAAGGCGCGAGCACGAUGAGGCCGAGCACCUGAUCGUUCCGUUUGCGACCAAGGCCGAUCGUGAACCGAUCCGACUAACGGUGACCUUGAGCAAGAUGGUCAGGAGGGCGCUGCUGCUACUCUCGCUGAUCUUCCUCGGUGCCUUCGACGCGCCCGGCAUCGAGAGAGCCCCCGUGAGGUUCACGGCGAUGGCCGUGAACGCCUGCAACACGUGUAGGAUGCACGAGGAGAUCAGGGCCCUCAGCCUCGAAGCCAUCAAGGGUCAGAUUCUGACCAAGCUCGGGCUGAAGCAGGCGCCGAACAUGACCGGCCGGGCACUGCCGAGGAUCCCGCCGAUCUCCAAGCUGAUGGACAUGUACGGGAUGCAGGCGGACCAGCCGCAGCCCCUCGAGCCUGGCAUCACGCACCACGAGGAAAUCGACGAAUACGCCGCCAAGACCGAGAGCGUGUUCGCCCUGGCCCAGCCACAUCAGAGGCUGAGGCAUUCGAAGGGCAGCUUGGACGUGCUCUACUUCAAGUUCUCGGACAAGGUGGUGCAGCAUCGAGUGACCAGAGCCGAGCUGUCCCUGUGGAUAUGGGGCAGCGGGCAGGAGGCGGCCGGGAAGGAGGAUCGCUCGGCGGACGGCAAGUCCGGCGAGCCGGAGAGCCAGGAGGACUCGGGCCCGGUGACGAUCACGUUGCAGAGGAUCCUCCGGGGGGCCACCGAGUCCGGCGGGCCGCUGCUGGGCCCGGCGUUGACCACCAAGCACCCGAGGCCCGCCGGCCGCGGCGGCUCCUGGGUGACCAUCGAGCUCCGGAGGAUGGUGGCCGAGUGGUUCAAGCACCCCAGGGACAACCUAGGCGUCGCCCUCAAGAUCUCCGGGCCCGGUCCCGGCGGCAACCACCGGAGGAACUCGAAGCUGGUCGAGACCAAUCCCGGCGCCGAGUACGCGCCCUACCUCGAGGUGCAGACGCAGGAGCUCGACUCCCGAAGGGGGGCCAGGAUCAAGCGGAACAUAGGACUGAAUUGCGACGAGACCAGCCAGGAGCCCAAGUGCUGUCGGUACAAGCUCACCGUCGACUUUGAAAAGUUUGGCUGGGAUUGGAUCAUCGCGCCCAAAAAGUACGACGCGAACUAUUGUUCGGGCGACUGUCCAAUGGCGUUUCUGCAGUCGUAUCCGAACACCCACAUCGUGAGCCUGGCGUUGCCGCCGAACAACACCGGGCCCUGUUGCGCUCCGAGGAAGCUCUCGGAGAUCACGAUCCUCUAUUUCGACAACGAGUACCAGAUCGUGUUCUCGCGGCUACCGGGCAUGGUUGUCGAGAGAUGCGGAUGUACAUAGUCCACCGUACGGCUCGACGAGGAGCGACUCCGACGACGACAACAACAUCGACGACGAGAGGGAGAAGGAGGAGGAGAAGAAGA
Megalopta genalis is the source of this 3392-nucleotide messenger RNA. RefSeq names its product growth/differentiation factor 8. Lineage: Eukaryota; Metazoa; Arthropoda; Insecta; Hymenoptera; Halictidae. The record is from RefSeq and is a predicted model, not a curated record. Gene Ontology annotation, molecular function: cytokine activity; growth factor activity. Gene Ontology annotation, cellular component: extracellular region.